AUGCACUUCUUGUCUCUGACCCCGAUUACCCUCUGCACCCUCUCUCUCCUCCUGUCUCGGGCAUUUGGUCAAAGUGAUACUGAGCUCCUGGUCACCACCCGCUCUGGAAAGGUGCGAGGUACCAGGCUAAGCGUCCUCAACAGUCAUGUCACAGCCUUUCUAGGGAUCCCGUUUGCUGAGCCUCCAGUGGAUAAGUUAAGAUUUCGCCGCACAGAGCCAAAGAAGCCAUGGAGUGAUGUGUGGGAUGCAACAGUCUACCCCAAUGCUUGCUACCAGUACUUUGAUACCCUAUAUCCCGGGUUCUCUGGGAUGGAGAUGUGGAACCCCAAUAGGCCAAUGAGCGAGGAUUGCUUGUACCUAAAUAUCUGGGUUCCUCAUCCUCGUCCUUCAAAUGCCACAGUGAUGGUCUGGAUCUAUGGAGGUGGCUUUUACAGUGGAUCCUCUUCCCUGGAUGUUUACGAUGGACGUUAUCUUUGCCACACAGAAAAUGUCGUAGUGGUCUCAAUGAAUUACCGUGUAGGAGCUUUUGGCUUCCUGACCCUGACACCCGGAAGUGCUGAUGCCCCGGGGAAUGUGGGUUUGUUUGAUCAGCGUCUUGCACUACAGUGGGUCCAAGAUAACAUAGUGCUCUUUGGAGGAGAUCCCAGGACUGUCACCAUCUUUGGUGAAAGUGCUGGAGGUGCUUCAGUGGGCAUGCAUGUCCUUUCUCCUGGUAGCCACCAUCUCUUUUCUAAGGCCAUAUUGCAAAGUGGUUCUCCUAACACACCAUGGGCUACUGUUACACCCCAAGAGGGUCGACGUCGAGCAGAGCUUUUGGGAAAGCUUUUGGAAUGUAGACAGGGAAAUGACUCAGAAUUGUUGAAUUGCCUAAGAACAAAGCCACCACAGAAGCUCAUUGACCAUGAAUUCUCUGUUCUUCCAGCACCAAGUGUCUUCCGCUUUGCCUUUGUUCCAGUGCCUGAUGGAGACUUUUUCCCAGAUGCCCCGGAAACUUUGUUGAACAUGGGUCGGUUCAAACCAUGCCCCUUGAUAGUGGGUGUUAACCAGAAUGAGGGAUCCUACUUUUUAUUGUACGGUGCACCUGGCUUUAGCAAGAACAAUGAUAGCUUGAUCACUCGGGAGGAGUUCCUUGGUGGGGUGAGGAUGAGUGUUCCACAUGCCAAUGACAUUGCACUGGAAGCAGUGGUGAUGCAGUACACAGACUGGACAGAUGAACAUGCUCCAAUAAAAAACAGAGAUGCCAUGGACCAGUUGGUGGGAGACCACAAUGUCAUCUGCCCCGUGACUCAUUUUGCAGGAAAAGUAUCUGAAUUUGGAAACCGAGUCUAUGCCUAUUACUUUGAUCACAGAGCCUCCAAUAUGGCUUGGCCACAGUGGAUGGGAGUUCCACAUGGCUAUGAGAUAGAGUUUGUCUUUGGACUUCCCCUAGAUCCCAAACUGAACUAUACCAAGCAAGAGGCUGAUCUGAGCCGGAGAAUGAUGAAAUAUUGGGCCAAUUUUUUGCACGGACAGGAGAUCCUAAUGAUGAUACCCGCCAAUCUCGUUGGCCCAUCUAUACAGUGACAGAUCAGAAGUAUUUACCUCUGAAUAAUAUGCCCCUCCAGAACCUGCAGGGAAUAAGGGUCCAAACAUGCACCUUCUGGAAUCGGUUUCUGCCCAAGCUGCUUAACAUCACAGAUAACAUUGAUGAAGCUGAACGCCAGUGGAAGGUUGAGUUCCACCGCUGGAGUGCCUACAUGAUGCGCUGGAAGAACCAAUUUGACCACUACAGCAAGCAGGAGCGCUGCAGCGAGCUGUGA
Molecule: messenger RNA, 1799 nt
Organism: Staurois parvus
Lineage: Eukaryota; Metazoa; Chordata; Amphibia; Anura; Ranidae
Source: the annotation of a GenBank genome assembly